Molecule: messenger RNA, 659 nt
Organism: Onychostoma macrolepis
Lineage: Eukaryota; Metazoa; Chordata; Actinopteri; Cypriniformes; Cyprinidae
Gene: cdc26
Product: cell division cycle 26 homolog
Exons: 3
Coding region: 183-449 (88 amino acids)
Biological process (GO): protein K11-linked ubiquitination; anaphase-promoting complex-dependent catabolic process; regulation of mitotic cell cycle
Cellular component (GO): anaphase-promoting complex
Source: RefSeq, a predicted model, not a curated record
GUUUGCCAUUAAUCUGUCAUGUUGAAUAAAAUAAGCGACAGUCUUCAUAGUUCAAUACUCUGCUGUUUGUGACCGUUUAAGAUUCGAGAGUUCAAAGCUAGUGAGCUAGUUAGCAUGUAGCUGCUAAACAAUAAGGAAUCGAUUCAUUUAAUUGACGGCAGCGAGAGGCCGGGGAUGUGAAGAUGCUGCGCAGGAAACCCACGCGCCUGGAGCUGAAGCUGGAUGACACGGAGGAGUUUGAAAGCGUCAAGAAAGAGCUGGAGAGUCGGAAGAAACAGAGAGAUGAGGUGGAUGUAGUUGGUGUCGCCACAUCCAGCGAGAUGAGCGGAGCAUCAGGUGGCGGCACGGACGGGAAGACCAGGGAGCAGAUGAUCCACGAGCGAAUCGGUUACAAACCCCACCCAAAGCCUAACACGUUACCGUCGCUUUUUGGGAACCUUCAGUUUUGACAGUUUGCAAACAUGGAAAAAAAAAAUGGACUACAAGGUCUCGAGAAUCUGCAUCACACACAUACAUGCAUUAUGAUUUGAUAAUGCCUGACCUGAAAUAGACUGAAAGCACAUGCAUUCUGGUUCUGGUUAACUGUGUAUUCGUGAUAACUGAUUACAAAGGACUAUUUUUCUACUUGAGUAAAUAAAAUCUUAGUUGGAUGUGGAAAA